AUGGCUGGGGGAGUGUGGGGCCGAGCCCGAGGGGCCCCCGUGGGGGCUUUAACCCUGACAGCUCUGGCUGAGGGGAUCCGGGUCAGCCAGGGGCAGUCCCCAGGACCCCCUUCCAAGGACCCUCAGUCAGAGCCCCAGGAACUUAAACCUGAGGCUGAACCACAGGCCCAGGCAUCCACCACCUGCUUUGAGGCUGAGCCUAGAAGUGGGGCCACUGCCUCCACAGCUGGCAGAGAGCCGUGCUCCCUGAACAGUGCUCUGAGGCCAGAUCCUGAGGGACCCCACCAGGCCCCCCAGAGUUCCUGGGAGGAGGGGGCCCUCGCCGAUCUCGCAUUGUACACAGCUGCCUGCCUCGAAGAGGCUGGCUUUGCAGGGACCCAGGCAACAGCGCUCACCCUAUCUUCAGCCCUGGAAGCCCGGGGGGAGCGAUUGGAGGACCAGGUGUAUGCUCUGGUGCGUGGGCUGCUGGCACAGGUGCCCAGCCUGGCCGAAGGGAGGCCCCGGCGGGCGGCUCUGAGGGUGCUGAGUGCACUGGCCCUGGAGCACGCGCGGGACGUGGUGUGUGCACUGCUACCGCGCUCACUGCCUCCGGACGGGGCAGCAGCUGACCUCUGGCGUAGCCUAAGCCGCAACCAACGGGUAAACGGGCAGGUGCUGGUGCAACUGCUGUGGGCGCUGAAGCGUGUGAAGGAGCCCCAGUCAGAGGCGCUGGCGGCCACACGUGCUCUUGGGGAGAUGCUGGCUGUUUCGGGAUGCGUGGGAGCCACGCGGGGCUUCUACCCACACCUGCUGCUCGCCCUGGUUACGCAGCUGCACAAGCUGGCUUGCAGCCCCUGCUCCCCAGACACUCCCAAGAUUUGGGUCUUGUCCCACCGAGGACCACCUCAUAGCCACGCCAGCUGCACUGUGGAGACCUUGAAGGCCCUGCUCACAGGCGAUGGCAGCCGCAUGGUGGUCACGUGCAUGGAGCAGGCAGGAGGCUGGAGGAGGCUGGUGGGAGCCCACACCCACCUGGAGGGCGUCCUGUUGCUGGCCAGUGCUAUGGUGGCGCAUGCGGACCACCACCUGCGAGGUCUCUUCGCAGACUUGUUGCCCCGGCUGCGCAGCGAGGAUGACCCGCAGCGCCUCACAGCUAUGGCCUUCUUCACCGGGUUGUUGCAGAGCCGGCCCACCGCACAACUCCUGCGGGAGGAGGUCAUCCUGGAGCGACUCCGCACUUGGCAGUGCGACCCCGAGCCCACCGUGCGCUGGCUAGGCCUACUCGGCCUGGGCCACCUCGCGCUGAAUCGCGGGAAGGCCCGGGACUCAGUCCGCGCCUCCGCGGUGGGUCUCCUCGGGACACUAGUGAGACGGGGCCGCGGCGGGCUCCGGCUGGGACUACGCGGCCCCCUGCGGAAGCUGGUGCUGCAGAGUCUCGUGCCGCUGCUGUUGCGCCUGCAUGAUCCCAUCCAGGACGCUGCUGAGAGCUCAGAGUGGACCCUGGCCCGCUGUGACCAGGCACUUCGCUGGGGCCUGCUGGAGGAGAUGGUUACUGUGGCCCACUACGACAGCCCUGAGGCUCUAAGCCGAGUGUGCCACCGCCUGGUUCAGCGAUACCCGAGUCACAUACCCAACUUCCUGAGCCAGACACAGGGCUACCUGCGGAGCCCGCAGGACCCCCUGCGCCAUGCAGCCACUGUGCUCAUAGGAUUCCUUGUCCAUCACGCAAGCCCCAGCUGCAUCAACCAGGACCUGCUGGACUCCCUGUUCCAGGACCUCGGGCAAUUGCAGAGCGACCCCGAACCGGCAGUGGCCUCGGCGGCGCACGUGUCUUCCCAGCAAGUGGCGCUGCUGGCCCACGCGCAAGGCCAACCCCGCGGGCCCCGCCUUCUCCGCCUCUCCCAGAGCCACGCCCACCCCGCUCGGCCCCCGCCCAUCUACGCCGACAGCCCCUUCCAGCGCCGGAGCCUCGCGGGCCACUGGGGCUGCUCUGGACCCCUCCGAACUUGA
Carlito syrichta (Philippine tarsier) is the source of this 1989-nucleotide messenger RNA. It is a transcript of the gene MROH6, whose product is annotated as maestro heat like repeat family member 6. The record is from RefSeq and is a predicted model, not a curated record. The coding region runs from base 1 to 1989 and encodes 662 amino acids. The transcript has 13 exons. Gene Ontology annotation, cellular component: cytoplasm. Lineage: Eukaryota; Metazoa; Chordata; Mammalia; Primates; Tarsiidae.